AUGGAUUCAAAAGAGAAAGAAAAAGAGUCCCAGAACAAAAGCGGGGUCGACUAUUCUUUUCUGAUAUCCGAAUACGCGAAGCAGCUAGAUUUUCCAGUCAGAGAUCAAUAUUUACAGAAAAUAGCGGCAAUUGGAAUUGAUCCAGUUUUAGUUGAAGGGAAGGACUUUAAGCUGGACUGUUUGCCUCCUGUUGAAUCCACAGAUAUUUUGUGGUAUCUUGUCUUGGAGACAAGUUUCUACACUCAGAAACAGUUUAAAGCUUUCCGAAGUCUUGAAGCAUAUAACCAAAUGGUCUCUGGUUUUAUCGCAAGCGUGCAAGGCUACAUAAUCGCCGACAAGUUUCUUGUUUUAGCAAAGGUGAGACAUUCCCAGCGUAUGAACAACUCUCUUAUUUCAUGUUGGGUUAUAACAGAAAGAGAAGGAACAAUUUUGUUUGCACACUGCUUAGGUUGCAAGGCUGGCCUGGCAGAAACCUGUUCGCAUAUAGCAAGCGUGCUAUUUUAUCUGGAAGCGUGGACAAAAAUAAAUGGCAGACUUGCCUGCACGCAAGUGAAGUGCUCGUGGCUUUUACCUACCUACGUCAAACAAGUAGAAUAUGAAAAGGUGCAAGAAAUAAACUUUACAUCCGCAAGGAAAAUGAAAAACGAUUUAGAUGCCAAGAUUGAGAACCUCUCCAAUGUUUCCAGCCCUGAUAACUCUGCUAAAGGAAACGUGUCAAAGGAGAUCCCUCUUCCCUCAAAACCGGAAAUGGAUACCUUUUAUGCUAAACUUAGUAAGUGCAGUAGGAAGCCCAUCGCUCUAAGCUUAAUGCCCAAGUAUGCAGACAGCUAA
Messenger RNA from Pocillopora meandrina, 831 nucleotides. The record is from the annotation of a GenBank genome assembly. Lineage: Eukaryota; Metazoa; Cnidaria; Anthozoa; Scleractinia; Pocilloporidae.